Molecule: messenger RNA, 1392 nt
Organism: Lactuca sativa (garden lettuce)
Lineage: Eukaryota; Viridiplantae; Streptophyta; Magnoliopsida; Asterales; Asteraceae
Product: S-adenosyl-L-methionine-dependent methyltransferases superfamily protein
Source: RefSeq, a predicted model, not a curated record
CCCCUCUCGUGCCAUGAUUUCAAAGGAUCGCCACCUUCGUCGGGGUUUUAGGGUUUAUCAUUUGCCCUAAAUUCCACCGGUUACUAGACUGUAGCCAAUGGUGUGGGAUGCAUGAUGGUGAUUUUGAAAAGAAGUAGACUGUCCUUAGCAUCAAGCCACCUUCGGAGGCUGAUUACCACAAAUCCGCGUCGUAUUGUAGACGAAGGCGAUUGGUUUUAUGCAUCGGAAUGGUGGGGCAACGGCGAUUCCGACGAAAACACUGUCUUCCGCUCUGUUUCCGACAAGGGAAACGGUGUCGUUUCUGUCGUAGCUUCUCAUUCUUCCAGACCAUAUGAAAGAAACUGGCACAAAACUGAAACUUGGCUUUCACAAAGGUAUGCAGAGUUGCAUCCAAGAGAUGAACAGAAAGCAUCUUUCAAAAUUCUUGGGUAUCAAUGGCGUACCCUUCGGUUUAAUGAUGAUACUCGACAAAGCACAGUUAAAGUAAUGGCUGCUUAUAAUCAACAAGAUCCUGGAUCUAUCUUCUUAAGGCAGGAGCCACAUUGUUUAGCUGUUCCAUAUCUAAAGAGUAUGGUAUCUGCUGGAUUGGCUUCUCUCUCAUGUAAUUAUGAUUUGGAAAGUGUUGUAAAUGGAAAGAAUAAUAUGAAGAUUUUAUGCAUUGGUCAUGGUGGUGGAAGCUUACCAUUAUUCUUGGCUUACAAAAUUCCAGGAGCCACAAUCCACAUAGUAGAAAUCGACCCCGUAGUCAUAUCCGCAUCAACCCAAGCAAUGGGCUUUCCAUCCUACUCCACCAUGACCCAAUCCGGGGCCCGCACACACUCAAAACCAUCUCUUACAGACGAAAUACUCUGGAAAGGAAUUCACGAGCGGCUACUCCUAUUCCAUUCCGACGCCGAACACUUCAUCACAAACACAGCCAACAUUUACGACAUGAUCUUCAUAGACGCCUACGACGGCGACGACAUAUUCCCACAUAAAUUGUGGGACCCGGAUUCCGUAUUUCUCAAAACCCUAGGGGAACGGCUUCACCCUAAGCAUGGGACUUGCGUGGUGAAUCUUCAUUCCGAUGUUGAUAUGGUGGAGGUAUCGGAAUCGGAAUCGGUGAUUCCGAUGGGUAAGUAUGUGUCUCAAGUGUGUAAGGCGUAUAAGAAGAUGGUGGUAGAUGGUGAUGGUGUUGGUGUGGCGUUUACGGUUCAUGUUCCGUGGGUUUGUAAUGCGUCUCUUGUGGUUAGUAAGAGUUUUAAGGAUUGUACGCGUGAUGUGGUUUUGAAUAGUCUUGUGUCGAAAUCUUUGGUUGUUGAGAAUGUUCUUGAUUUGCCGUUUUCUUGUUUACAAUAUGUGAAGAGAGGUUUAAUAUUCGUUGAAUAAUUCAUUUUACUGAUUAUGUUACAA